UUGGUGUUUCGGUCAAAAUUUGAUCCUCAAACCCUAUUCGUUCAUUUUCCCUCUCUUUCUCUCUCGAUUUUCAGAAAUGGUGGCAGAUGCAUCCCUAGACAUGUCCCUCGACGAUCUAAUUAAGAAGAAUAGAAAUUCAGGCGGAGGAAAUUUUCGGGGGAGAGGACGCGGAGCUGGCCCGGGACCCGUUCGCCGGAAUUCCAACCGCCCAGCCAGCCGAUCUGCGCCGUACAGUACCCCUAAGGAUGUAGCUUGGGAUCAUGACAUGUUUGUGGCGGCUCAACCAAUACCGUUUCCCGGGCAAUUUAGUGGGGGUGGGGGUAGAGCAUCUUCAAUAGAGACUGGCACUAAGCUCUACAUCUCCAACCUAGAGUACGGUGUCUCAAACGAAGACAUCAAGGAACUCUUUGCUGAGGUUGGUGACCUGAAAAGAUAUUCAAUUCAUUAUGAUAGGAGUGGGAGAUCAAAGGGAACAGCAGAAGUUGUCUUUUCGCGUCGACAAGAUGCAAUAUCAGCUGUGAAAAGGUACAAUAAUGUUCAACUGGAUGGCAAACCUAUGAAGAUAGAGAUGGUAGGAACAAACAUUGUGACACCUCCUCCUGUUCAACCUGCAUUUGGUGGUGCCUUUGGAGCUUUCAGUGUAAUUCCUAGAAGUGGUCCUGGACGGGGUGAUGUUUUUGGAAGACCACGUGGUGGCCGGGGAAGGGGUGGACAAGGUGGGUUUCGAGGAAGAGGUCGGGGACAAGGUAGAGGCCGUGGAGGGGAGAAAAUAUCUGCGGAAGACCUUGAUGCAGAGUUGGAGAAGUACCAUUCGGAAUCGAUGCAAGAAAAUUGAUCCAUUCCCUGACAUCAUAUCGUUGUUUCUAUACAGUUUGUGUAACUAUUGUGCCAAUUUGUACUUGAUGAAUUCAUCGAGCUUUCUCGAGCCUUUUCGCCUCAUAGAUUCCCAUUCAAAUGUUUAUGCACUUUGGCACUUAUUAUUAACUAACUGGCGGUGGCACAUUGUGUUGAUUUGGUGACUACCAUGGCUUAUUGCCUUACCCAUAAGGCCAUAAGUCAACAAAAUCACUGACCUCUUUUCAAUGGAUACAUUAUUGGUAAACAUAUAUCUAAAAAUGGAGUAAAGGGUCAGAU
This is a messenger RNA of Cuscuta epithymum, 1134 nucleotides long. The record is from the annotation of a GenBank genome assembly. NCBI's taxonomy places the organism in Eukaryota, Viridiplantae, Streptophyta, Magnoliopsida, Solanales, Convolvulaceae.